This is a messenger RNA of Exophiala xenobiotica, 2844 nucleotides long. RefSeq lists its product as hypothetical. Gene Ontology annotation, molecular function: aspartate kinase activity. Bases 805 to 1932 code for a protein of 375 amino acids. Lineage: Eukaryota; Fungi; Ascomycota; Eurotiomycetes; Chaetothyriales; Herpotrichiellaceae. The transcript has 2 exons. The record is from RefSeq and is a predicted model, not a curated record.
CAGUCGCAUGGAGGAAUGAGAAUUAUUCUAUGAGCGUAAUAAAUGGACCAGUCAUCAUUCACCCUAUCAUCUUAAAGCCAUACGUACAGGCUUGCUUGUCGGGGGUUUCAAUAGCUUCCGCACUCGAGUCAUUUUCGUUUGAUGCUGUCCACUCUUCCUUGCUGUCUCUUCAUUCACCUUUCUUGAAAGCAUGCUACACAGUGACUCACAAACUAUUCCUCCUGCCACAUCAUGACCACCGACAUACUCGCCAAUGGUGUCGACUGCGCGACGCCGAUAACAUCUGUGACUCCUUUCACGAACGGCACAAAUACCCCCGUAACCAGUGCCACAAUUGUCUUAAAGUUCGGCGGUCAGUCGAGUCGUUGGUACAACCCGCACCCAUGGCUAACACUUCUCAGGAACCAGUGUUGGCAAGUUUCCUCUGGAUAUAGUCAAUGUGGUCAAGUCGGGCGCGUUGGAGAAUGAUGUUGCGAUUGUUUGCUCUGCGGUAUGAUCACCAUGACUCAAGCGCACGCGCAGACUCCUAAUCACUUGUUCUAGAGGUCGAGCAGUACCAAAGCCGCAGGCACAACAAACCGAUUGUUACGAGCCGCCACCGAAGCAGAGAACCAUAAAGAAUUUAAACAUUUGAUAGAAGACGUCCGGUUGGACCAUGUCGUGACCGCCGAAUUCCAUAUUCAAUCAGAAAAAAUAUGCGCCAGGUUAAAAGCCGAGAUCGAAGAGGAAUGCUCUUUGGUGGUACGGAUACUGGAAGCAGCUCAGACUCUGGGUGAGACCAGCCCUAGGUCAAGAGACAAGGUCAUGAGCACAGGAGAAAAGCUGAGCUGCCGUUUCAUGGCCGCGCUGCUACAGGAUCGAGGGGUGGAAGCCGAAUAUGUGGACCUUGCCGACAUUAUCGACUUCAAGGUCUCACACAGCUUGGACCAGCACUUCUACGACAAUGUCGCCCAGAGGCUAGGGCAAAGGUUGCAGAACAUGACGGGCAAAGUUCCAGUCAUCACAGGAUACUUUGGUGCCAUCCCUCGUGGUCUACUCACGACCGUAGGCCGGGGCUACACCGACUUAUGCGCUGCUCUGGUCGCUGUUGGGAUCAAGGCCAAAGAGUUGCAGAUAUGGAAAGAAGUCGACGGCAUCUUCACGGCCGACCCUCGCAAGGUGCCCACCGCCAAGUUGAUCCCUCAGAUCAGCCCAGCAGAAGCCGCCGAGCUCACGUUUUACGGAUCUGAGGUCAUCCAUCCUUCCACCAUGGACCAAGUCAUUCGUGCACGAAUACCGAUACGAAUCAAGAAUGUCAUGAAUCCAAGAGGAGGCGGCACGGUCAUCUACCCUGACACACCGACUGAAUUGGACUCUGCGUUAGCAGGACACGAUCCCAAGCUGUUCAGGUCACGGAGUUCCACCCUACUGGUGGAGCAGAGAAAACCCAAGCGUCCGACGGCAGUCACCAUGAAGCACAAGAUCCUGGUGAUGAACAUCCAUUCCAAUAAAAGGUCGCUAUCCCAUGGCUUCUUCGCGGGCAUUUUCGCCACGUUGGACAAAUGGCGGCUGUCAGUUGAUGUCAUCUCGACGAGCGAAGUCAACAUGUCCAUGGCGCUACAUUCAGAGGCACCGUUGUAUACUGGCGGCGGUGACGACGAAUAUCAGAUUGUGGACCAGGAUCUUCGGGGAGCGAUUGAAGAGCUUCAGCGCUAUGGCACCGUCGACAUCAUACCGGAGAUGGCGAUCGUCAGUCUGGUAGGGAAACAGAUGAAGAACAUGGUGGGCAUUGCGGGCAGAAUGUUCUCGACGCUCGGCGAGAACAAUGUGAACAUCGAAAUGAUAUCACAAGGAGCGAGUGAGAUCAACAUAUCGUGCGUGAUUGAGGAGCGCGAUGCGGACCGGGCGUUGAACAUAUUACACACCAAUCUGUUCACUUUCUUGGAAUCAUGAGAGGCAUAUUUUCCAGCGAUUUAGCGAGAUAUCCAGGAGCAUUUGUGGGAGGUCUGGACAUAAGACACGUGGUAUAAACUGGCGUUUGCUAAUUAGGUGGCGCUCUUUCUGCGGGCAUAUCAAAAGGACUUGUGUCAUUGCCAAAAUUGGACGGGCAAAAAUCAUACGAAGUAUUCAAUGCUUCAUUUGAGGUGCUCCACGAUGUACGUGGGAUGAUGUCGACAGCUUACACAGCUUCCCGAGUCGGGUGAUUGGAGUGUGUAUAGUUCAAUAAGCCACAGCGGGCGACAGCUGUCAGGUUGGAUUUGAGAAGCUCCAUCCUUACGUCCACCAGCAGCAAGUGACAGUUCCGGCGUCAAAGACAUAUAGCUGAUCUAUGGAGGUGACAGCACUUGCAAUCAGGUCAGAGUCGGUCAAUUUGUGAAUGUCGGAAGAAAACUAUGUGACAAGGGAGGGGCAUUUUUGGUGAAGAAUGAUGACAGUGCACAUCAUAUCAAAUUGGAUGGUGGCGUACUACGUACUCGAAUGCUUCGCAAGACUUUCUGGAGUGCCUUGGUCAAUGGACUGGUGCCGAUUCAUGCAAGGGGAGCUCCAUCACGCUCCAUGCAAAGUCUACGGCCCGCAGUAUGCCUGAGACAGAGUCCAGGAACAAGGCCAAAGAGGGACAUUCCUGGGUACCCACGGAUCGAGAUCUGUAUGAUUGGAUGAGGGUCAUCAAGGGUGUAAGGACAAGAGGUACGAGGUAGAAGAGGGCAGCUGAGGCCGACCCAUUGUCAUACUCCAGCAAAGGUGAGAACGGAGAAGGCCUCCGUCACGCAUCCGUGGCGCCCAAAUUCCUUUCUUUUUUCUGUUCGUUCGUCUCCCGUGAUCUGGGAACACGACCGUGUCAAUGACCCGAGCCACUAGUCCCAA